This is a messenger RNA of Toxotes jaculatrix (banded archerfish), 1625 nucleotides long. RefSeq names its product neuropeptide FF receptor 1 like 2 (gene npffr1l2). Gene Ontology annotation, biological process: G protein-coupled receptor signaling pathway. Gene Ontology annotation, molecular function: neuropeptide receptor activity; peptide binding. Gene Ontology annotation, cellular component: membrane. NCBI's taxonomy places the organism in Eukaryota, Metazoa, Chordata, Actinopteri, Toxotidae. Bases 1 to 1458 code for a protein of 485 amino acids. The transcript is spliced from 3 exons. The record is from RefSeq and is a predicted model, not a curated record.
AUGGAGAUACUGGACAACAUGGGCGAGGAAGGAAUGGAGUUGGAGGGAUCGGCCACCCCGGCUGCCCUCAUAAAUACCAGUCUAGUGCUUGGUGCCACCAACGUCACCAACAUCACCUUUUUCCCCUACUAUCAGCAUUCUCUGUAUGUGGCUGCCAGCUACAUUGUAGCCUACUUCUUCAUCUUCCUGCUGUGCAUGGUGGGUAACAUCCUGGUGUGUCUGAUUGUCUUGGAAAACCGUCGUAUGCGCACAGUCACCAACCUCUUCAUCCUCAACCUGGCUAUCAGUGACCUACUGGUGGGCAUCUUCUGCAUCCCUACAACACUGGUGGACAACCUCAUCACAGGUUGGCCCUUUUCCAACACUGUGUGCAAGAUGAGCGGCUUUGUGCAGGGCGUGUCUGUGUCUGCAUCAGUCUUUACCCUGGUGGCCAUUGCUGUGGAAAGGUUUCGCUGCAUAGUGUACCCUCUACAACCCAAGCCAACUGUACUUGUUGCCAAGGCAGCCAUCGUCUUAAUCUGGGUGCUAGCAGUGGUGAUCAUGUGUCCCGCUGCGGUGGCACUGACUGUGGAGAAAUUUCCUUUCCACUAUAUGGUGUACAAUGACGACUUCAACCACACACUCCCUCUGUACACCUGCUAUGAAAACUUUAACAACCCUCAGAUGAGGAAGGUCUACACAGCCGUUCUGUUCACUCAUAUCUACCUUUUGCCCCUCACCGUCAUCACCCUGAUGUACGGAAGCAUCGGAGUCAAACUGUGUUCCUAUGUGGUUGCAAACAGGGAGCCACAGCUGGGUAAUGCAGUCCAGGUGGCAGGCAGAAGGGGUGGUCAGCCAAUGAUAUCACAGAAAAAGAUCAGGGUGAUAAAGAUGCUCAUCCUGGUGGCUUUGCUUUUCAUGCUGUCCUGGUUGCCACUCUGGACCCUAAUGAUGAUGACGGACUAUGCAGGCUUGGACAGGGACCAGCUGGACCUUCUGACCAGUUACAUCUUCCCCUUUGCUCACUGGCUGGCUUUCUCCAACUCCAGCGUCAACCCCAUCAUCUACGGCUACUACAAUGAGAACUUUAAGAGGGGCUUCCAGGCGGUGUGCAAAUCCAGGCCCUUCUGUUGCUUCAUGCAGUGCCAGCUGUGGAGGAGGAUUUCGAGGUGGGGCAGGAAGGGAAGGUCUGUGCAAGCACCUUGUGGAGGUAAUGACUUCAGAGAUGCCACUAGCAAUCACAACCACCUUGUCCUGGGGCUGAGAAAUAGAGUCCAUAAUGACAACAAGCUGACUGACACAGCCGAGGUGAACAGGAGUGCAAGAGUGGGGUGUGUGAUGGUUCACUCAGAGAGAAAUCUUUCAGAUCGAGGGUUAGAAAUGGCGGCUGUACCUAAGAAAGGCAGUAGGCCUAAUGGUGAAGAGUCAGAGAGGGUUAGUUCACUGGUAGUUUCAGUGUAUCAGGCAUGGGAUAACUAAGUCAAACUGCUACCCAGAAAUGAAACAAACAAAGCCAUAAGAUGUUGAUUUCUAGUCACAAGGCAGCGGCAACUAUCAAGUGUCUGAUGUUAAGUGUCAUGUGGCCACAGUUUAGAAUGAUGGUUACAUAUUGGAACCCUAAUUCUAGGCAGUGCCUUAUCUUUAAA